GUUUAUAACUUAUUUAAAAAAGUUUAUACACGUAAACAAACUAUCAAAGUACCAUGGCAGAUUUUACUGGCAAAUACAAGCAAGUGUCCAGCAACAAUUUCGACGCCCUAAUGAAGGAACUGGGCGCCAGCGAUGAGGUGGCGGCCGCUCUGAAAAAUCAGAUGCAAGACUUGGAGUUCAGUAAAAACGGGAAUGUCUUCACACAGAAGAGUAUAUCCCCUCAACGGACACAAGAGAUACAGUUUGAGUUGGGAAAGGAGUUCGACGAGAAGAGACACGACGGUAGAACCGUUAAGUCUGUUGUCGUUUUGGACGGAAAUAAAUUUGUGAAAACAACUGUCGAUAAAGAAAAAGGCAAAGAACUGAAGGUUGUGUCCGAAUUCAAUGGCAAUGAGCUUAAAGUGACGGCCACUUCGGGCGCUGUUGUGGCCACCGGUGUAUAUACUAAACAGUAG
Molecule: messenger RNA, 455 nt
Organism: Medioppia subpectinata
Lineage: Eukaryota; Metazoa; Arthropoda; Arachnida; Sarcoptiformes; Oppiidae
Source: the annotation of a GenBank genome assembly